CACUGCUACAUUUUCUUAAUUUUUGUAUACACUUUAAAACAGGGCCGCAGUGGUUUGUGAGUGAGGAGGCAGAAUGCUUCUGUCUCUGCCUACUCUGACUGUGCUUAUUCCACUGAUCUCCUUAGCAAGACUGUUCUACUCAGCCUCUGUGGAGGAAGACUUCCCACAGGGCUGCACAAGUACAGCCAGCCUUUGCUUUUACAGUCUGCUCUUGCCCAUCACCAUAACAGUGUAUGUGUUCUUCCACCUCUGGACCUGA
This is a messenger RNA of Octodon degus (degu), 259 nucleotides long. RefSeq names its product phosphatidylinositol N-acetylglucosaminyltransferase subunit Y-like. The transcript has a single exon. Bases 74 to 259 code for a protein of 61 amino acids. NCBI's taxonomy places the organism in Eukaryota, Metazoa, Chordata, Mammalia, Rodentia, Octodontidae. The record is from RefSeq and is a predicted model, not a curated record.